Adineta ricciae is the source of this 326-nucleotide messenger RNA. The record is from the annotation of a GenBank genome assembly. NCBI's taxonomy places the organism in Eukaryota, Metazoa, Rotifera, Eurotatoria, Adinetida, Adinetidae.
CUGAGGAUGCUACUGAAAAAAGAAAAGCUGAUAGUCAUGGCACUUGUGGAUGUGUUCCUCGUGGUCAAGUAUGUGUCGCACGUUUUGUUCGUGAUGAUGUGGUUCGUUGUUGUAACAAUGACAUCUGCCGUCGCGGUCCUAGUAGUAUGGGGAACCUUGGUUAUUGCGGUUGUAUUCCUGGUGGUGAAAGUUGUUAUAGUGGUGUGAAUCAUUGCUGUGAAGGCUUUACUUGUAAUCGUGUUGUUGAUGGACGAGGACGAUAUGAAGGUUAUUUUUGUCAGGAAGAGUAUGUUACAUUAAAACAGUGUUUCGAACAGUUCUAUUGA